Octopus sinensis (East Asian common octopus) is the source of this 2057-nucleotide messenger RNA. RefSeq names its product serine/arginine-rich splicing factor 7-like. The transcript has a single exon. Bases 1024 to 1752 code for a protein of 242 amino acids. Gene Ontology annotation, molecular function: zinc ion binding; RNA binding. Gene Ontology annotation, biological process: mRNA splicing, via spliceosome. The record is from RefSeq and is a predicted model, not a curated record. Gene Ontology annotation, cellular component: nuclear speck. NCBI's taxonomy places the organism in Eukaryota, Metazoa, Mollusca, Cephalopoda, Octopoda, Octopodidae.
GUAGUGUGGGCGGAAACGGAUUUGGAUAGCAGUAAGGAGAAAGAACGGAAGUAGCAAUAGGACAAAAAACGAAAAACAAAAACAAAACAGGAAGUAUGAAUAAGUGUGUGAUGUUUGCUAUAGGUAGCCAUCAUUAUAUGCAAGGAGUUGGACGUUGUAUCAUACUUAUUUCAUUAUAACUGGUAUAUAUAUAUAUAUAUAUCAUAGUUGUAGUGGCGCACGUAACAAGGCCAGGAAAAGAGACGGUGGUAAUCACACAGGAAUAUAUAAUAUAUAUAUAUAUAUCCUUUCUCCACCUCUGUCUCUCUAUUUUCAACCGACUUGACUCUGUACAAAAGAAUAGUUGAGAAUUUUUACUUCUCUUAAAAGGGAACCAUAUAGACAGAAAAAAAAAGAAGGGAAAACACAAGAGAACAGCAAGCCCCCAAAAUAAUAGGGCAUUUGUUACAUACAUAAAUCUGAGGUGGAACUUGUUGGAAGUAACUGCUGAGUCGAACAGACGAGCAAGAACAUUCAAGCACGGAUAAUAUCGAAGGAGAAUUCGAAAAGCGCCAGAUCUCCGUUUGUUUGAAUAUUUUUUUUAUAUAUUUCUUUUCUUUCUCUCUGCACUAAAUUCUAACCAGCUGCGUGUGUGUGUGUGUCUGGUGUUGAUUCUUCUCCUGUAAGAUAAGAAGCCGAGCCAAACAACAGACGUUUCAUGUGUGUGAAGGUCUAACAAUUUGUCUUAUUUUAUUUUUAUUCACUAACCCGAAAGAAAGGGAUAAAAGGCAUAUUUUUAAAAAUCGUACAUUAUCUAAAUUGACGAAAAAAAUAAUUGCCGUCACUGACCAAAUCUUGUUCUAUGUAGCAUCUAUUUAGAUGUAUUUGUAAAUUCCUUACUUUAUAUCCCCCCAAAAUAAGAUUUUUAUUUUCGAUUUUUUUUUAAAGAGUUAAAAAGAAGAGGAGAGUAAACCUUGCUUAAAGCAAUCUAAAGUAAAAAGUUCGUGAACUAGAAUUGUGACUGGAAGUUAUCAGUUAAAUUUUAUGCCCCGAUAUCGAGAUACAAUGCUAGAUUGUAAAGUUUAUGUUGGGGAUCUUCCCCGUGAUGCAUCAGAGAAAGAGCUGGAACGGUCUUUUCGCCACUACGGCCCGCUGAAAAGCGUAUGGGUAGCUCGAAACCCUGCUGGGUUUGCCUUCGUUGAAUACGAAGACCCACGCGAUGCCGAGGAUGCGAUCCGCGCCCUAGAUGGUAAGACGAUGUGCGGGGUUCGAGUCCGCGUGGAACAUUCCACGGGCAAAGUGCGGCCGAAGCCAUGGUCACGCGGUGGCGGUGGUGGAGGAGGAGGGGGUGGCGGUGGAGGCGGUCGUGGACCGUCGCGUCCGCGGCGUCCAUUUAACCCCGAGGACCGUUGUUACGAAUGUGGCGAACGGGGACACUACGCCUACGAGUGUAACCGCUACAACCGAAGGCGAAGGUCGACUGGCGGUGGGAUGGGCGGUGGCCCCGGAGGUGGAGGUGGUUUUGGAGGUGGUGGCGGUGGCUUUAGCGGCGGUCAUGGAGUUGGUUCAUCAGGUCGGUCAAGAGGUGGAGGUGGUGGACGGAGGAGCUACAGUCGCAGUCGGAGUCGUAGUAGUAGUCGUAGCCGAAGUCGCAGUCCCAGGAGUCGCACCAAGUCACGUAGUCGCAGCUUCACUCCACAGUCCAGGUCAUCCCACUCGCCGCUGAGCCGGGGUAGAGACAGUCCUCUGACUAGGAACGGCACGGACGACUAAAUUCAUCACCUCCACCUAUGUAUAUAUAUAUACAAAUAUAUAUAUAUAGCUUUAGUUAAUUGUAGCCUUCUUAACCUUAUUCACAUACCUCAGUCAUAACUACCAGCACCACGACUCUCGCGCCUCUCGCUCAAUGUCCUUUAUAACUAACCUUCUCUCUAUUUACAAUCUCUUCCACACACUCGUCUACAUUUAACCGCCGUCACUUUACCCUUUCAAAUGUCUUAAUUCUCAAAUCAUUUUCUCCCCCAGAUUUCUAAUUUACAAAAAAAAAAGUUGAUCAAACAGAUCAUUAGUUGUAAAUU